AAGGUGUGCUCUGAAAAGAAAAUGUUCCAGAUCCAAACCAUGCUCCUGAGAGCCCUCUCCCUGGCUUUCCUGCUGAGUCUUCAAGGAGCUGGGGCCAUCGAGGUGGACCAUGUGUCAACUUUUGCCAUGUUUGCACAGACCAAUGCACCAACGGGGGAGUUUAUGUUUGAGUUUGAUGAGGAUGAGAUGCUCUACGUGGAUCGGGACAAGAAGGAGACAAUCUGGCAACUGUCUGAGUUUGGCCGAGGACUUUCCUUUGAUUUUCAGGGCGGGCUGACUAAUAUUGCUAUAGUAAAGUCAAACUUGGAUAUCAUGAUAGAGCGCUCCAAUCGCACCCAGGCCGCCAAUGAACCUCCCGAGGUGGUUGUGUUUCCCAAGGAGCCGGUGGAGCUGGGCCAGCCCAACACCCUCAUCUGCCACGUGGACAGAUUCUUCCCUCCAGUGCUCCAUGUCACAUGGCUGCGCAACGGGCAGCCUGUCACAGAAGGUGUUUCCGAGAGCAUCUUCCUGCCACGCACAGAUUACACGUUCCACAAGUUCCACUACCUGACCUUCCUUCCUACGGCCGAGGACUUCUAUGACUGCAAGGUGGAGCACUGGGGCCUGCAGGAGCCCAGCCUCAAUCACUGGGAGGCCCAGGAGCCGGUCCAGGUGACAGAGGCGACGGAGACUGUGGUCUGUGCCCUGGGCCUGGUGGUGGGCCUGGUGGGCAUCAUCACGGGCACCCUGCUUAUCACCAGGGCUCUGCGCUCCAGUCGUGACCCCCGGGCCAGGGGACCCCUGUGA
This is a messenger RNA of Sciurus carolinensis (gray squirrel), 786 nucleotides long. Its product is annotated as HLA class II histocompatibility antigen, DP alpha 1 chain. The record is from RefSeq and is a predicted model, not a curated record. Gene Ontology annotation, molecular function: MHC class II protein complex binding. Gene Ontology annotation, biological process: peptide antigen assembly with MHC class II protein complex; immune response; antigen processing and presentation of exogenous peptide antigen via MHC class II. NCBI's taxonomy places the organism in Eukaryota, Metazoa, Chordata, Mammalia, Rodentia, Sciuridae. Gene Ontology annotation, cellular component: membrane; MHC class II protein complex. Bases 22 to 786 code for a protein of 254 amino acids. The transcript is spliced from 4 exons.